Molecule: messenger RNA, 822 nt
Organism: Cantharellus anzutake
Lineage: Eukaryota; Fungi; Basidiomycota; Agaricomycetes; Cantharellales; Hydnaceae
Product: succinate dehydrogenase iron-sulfur subunit, mitochondrial
Exons: 8
Coding region: 1-822 (273 amino acids)
Biological process (GO): tricarboxylic acid cycle; respiratory electron transport chain; aerobic respiration
Cellular component (GO): mitochondrial membrane
Molecular function (GO): 2 iron, 2 sulfur cluster binding; electron transfer activity
Source: RefSeq, a predicted model, not a curated record
AUGAUUCCUGCUUCGCGGUUGAGCGCGAGAUUUGUCUCGGGAACUGCUUCUCGUUCUAUGGCCGUCGCUGCACCAACCCCUAACGCAGAGAGAAGUGUCCCUCUCAGUAAGAAACCAAUGCAGAAGGAGUUUAAAAUCUACCGAUGGAAUCCUGACGAGCCUGAUAUGAAGCCCACUCUUCAGUCGUAUACCAUCGACUUGAACCAGUGUGGUCCCAUGAUCCUUGACGCCCUUAUUAAAAUUAAGAAUGAGAUUGACCCCACCCUCACCUUUCGUCGUUCUUGCCGUGAGGGCAUUUGUGGCUCAUGCGCUAUGAAUAUCGAUGGGCAGAAUACUCUUGCAUGUCUCUGCCGUAUAGAUAGGAACGAAGCUCAAAACACGAAGAUCUAUCCCCUUCCACACAUGUACGUUGUCAAGGACCUCGUUCCCGACCUGACGCAAUUCUACAAGCAGUAUAAGUCCAUUGAGCCAUACCUGCAAAACGACAACCCCCCGGAGAAAGGUGAAUUCCUUCAAUCGCCUGAGGAACGUAAGAAGCUCGAUGGCAUGUACGAAUGCAUCCUAUGUGCAUGCUGCAGUACGUCUUGCCCUUCGUACUGGUGGAACCAGGAUGAGUACUUGGGACCUGCCACCCUUAUGGCUUCCUACCGAUGGAUUGCUGACUCUCGGGACGCCUAUUCUGCGGCACGCAAGUUGAAGCUUCAAAACACCAUGUCGUUGUACCGGUGCCACACGAUUUUUAACUGCUCACGCACAUGCCCUAAGGGAUUGAAUCCUGCUAAGGCCAUCGCCCAAAUUAAGUUGGAGCUUGCUACUGAGUAA